GGAGGGAGAGAGGGAGGAGGAGGAGGAGGAGGGAGGGCGCCGGGCUGCGCUGCGCUGCUAGUCCGGAGCGGAGCCUGGCAGCGGCAGGAGCGGCGGCGCGGGGUGCGCAGCAGCCGGAGCCUGCUGGACGGAGGCAGCCCCGUCCCCCCGCCCUCCCUCCCCUCGCCUCUUUCUUUGUGCGCAGGGCAGGGGCGGCCCCGAUCCAUGGUCAUGGGCGACAAGAAGAGCCCGACCAGGCCGAAAAGGCAAGCCAAACCUGCAGCCGACGAAGGCUUUUGGGAUUGUAGCGUGUGCACCUUCAGGAACAGCGCGGAAGCCUUCAAAUGCAGCAUCUGCGAUGUCAGGAAAGGCACCUCCACAAGAAAACCUAGAAUAAACUCUCAGUUGGUGGCACAACAAGUUGCCCAGCAAUAUGCAACACCACCACCACCUAAGAAGGAGAAGAAGGAGAAAGUGGAAAAACAAGACAAAGAAAAACCUGACAAAGAGAAGGAAAUUAGUCCAAGUGUUACAAAGAAGAACACUAACAAGAAGACUAAACCAAAGUCGGAUAUUGUGAAAGAUCCUCCUAGUGAAGCAAACAGCAUACAGUCUGGGAAUACUACAACAAAGACCAGCGACUCAAAUCACACUUCAAGACCCAGACUGAAAAAUGUGGACAGAAGUACCGCACAGCAGCUGGCAGUCACAGUGGGAAAUGUCACAGUAAUUAUCACAGACUUUAAAGAAAAGACUCGCUCUUCAUCCACAUCAUCUUCUACAGUGACCUCCAGUGCAGGAUCAGAACAACAGAAUCAGAGCAGCUCGGGCUCUGAGAGCACAGACAAGGGCUCGUCCCGUUCCUCCACACCCAAGGGAGACAUGUCGGCAGUCAACGACGAAUCUUUCUGAAAAAUUGCACAUGGAGUUGUGGAAACUAUGAAUCAGGGUAUGAAAUUCAAACACUCCACCUGCCCACGCUGUUCAAAUCCUGGAGAGCCUCUUCUGUGCUUGAACACACUUUCUCGGACAUCGACCUCUUACUGAUGCAACCAGGAUAAUUUCUGCUUGCCGUGGGCAUCUGGCCACCAAGGAAUUUCUCACCCUAGCGAUUACUCUUGACACUUUUAUGUAUUCCAUUGUUUUAUAUGAUUUUCCUAACAAUCAUUUAUAAUUGGAUGUGCUCCUGAAUCUACUUUUUUAUAAUAUCUGCUGUGCACAAUUUUCCAUGAACAUGACAACUUUUUGUUUUGGGGUAGGGAGCGGGUGGGGUGGGA
Molecule: messenger RNA, 1256 nt
Organism: Poecile atricapillus (Black-capped chickadee)
Lineage: Eukaryota; Metazoa; Chordata; Aves; Passeriformes; Paridae
Gene: RYBP
Product: RING1 and YY1 binding protein
Exons: 5
Coding region: 205-891 (228 amino acids)
Biological process (GO): positive regulation of DNA-templated transcription
Cellular component (GO): nucleus
Molecular function (GO): DNA binding; transcription coregulator activity
Source: RefSeq, a predicted model, not a curated record